This is a messenger RNA of Cloeon dipterum, 2360 nucleotides long. RefSeq lists its product as uncharacterized. The coding region runs from base 205 to 2133 and encodes 642 amino acids. Gene Ontology annotation, biological process: resolution of meiotic recombination intermediates; double-strand break repair via homologous recombination. The record is from RefSeq and is a predicted model, not a curated record. Gene Ontology annotation, cellular component: cytoplasm; nucleoplasm. Gene Ontology annotation, molecular function: DNA endonuclease activity. NCBI's taxonomy places the organism in Eukaryota, Metazoa, Arthropoda, Insecta, Ephemeroptera, Baetidae. The transcript has 11 exons.
GCUUGUCUGAGUUGUGUUUUGAGGUCGCUGUUCUCCGGAUCGCAACACGAAAAGCACUGAAGGUCACGCCAAGCCGAAGAUAACUACUUUAAAACUUCAGUUAUUUCUAAUUGAAACUCGAGGACAAAAGGACUUGACGAGCAACGUUCGUUUUGUACGGCAAGAGGUUUGACAGCGAAAGUUUUGCAGAGCAGCGGGUACGACAUGUCUUCCGACAGCAGCCUCAUCGACAGUAAAAUUCUGGGCUACCCAAGCACGGAGGAAAUAAACGAGUUCAACAAAGAAGGGUUGACAAAGUGGAGAGAUAGCAGCAAGUGCUCUACCUACUUGUUGCUCGACUCGGGGGUGAUCAAUAAAAUUCAGUGGGACAAAGCGACCCCCGAUGAAAAGUUGAAACUGUGGAAAAAUUUUGUUCGAAGCAUUUUUUUUGUGGGAAAAGGCCAGGAUUCAAAUUCUCACGUCGAUAAAGCCAAAAAAGCUUUUGGAAAAGGGGGAAAGGUUGGCAAAGGGGAAGACACAGCCGGAAACCAAAUUUUGCAAAUCUGGUCGAAAGGCAAUGGUGUCAUAGUCCUUGAGGCCUCCGAAUCGAUCACAUCUGAAGAAGCAGGCCGCAGGAAGACCGUCAUUGGGGAGACCCUAAAAACCCUAAAAGGGUUGUUGAGUUCUAGCAACAAGAACGAUGGAGGAGCGGUGGAAGAAGUGGUACUAGAUGAAAAUUUAAGAUUUGUGAGAUGUCUGCUGUUCCAAGCAAUGAAAAAAUUCCUUGACCCCACUUCCACUAACAAUCCGAUCUUCGCACCUAAGCCAGCAGACGGCCACCCGCCUUCACCCACAGCGGCUGGCAGUUCCAAGGAAAUAAAGCAGACCCCGCCUAAAGAAAAAGACGAUUCAACCGAAGAUCUGGCUUUAUCUAUCAAGAAUAUGAACGUGAAUGAAGAGUCCAAAAGGUCUGACGUUGAAUCGAAGAGCGAUGAAAAGUCAGACGUUUGCAUCUCCCAAUCAGAUGACGAGUUUAAAAGCUCUUUGUCCCAGGAUGAUGGAUAUGCAAGCUGCGCCACUAGCGUUUCACCUAACAGUGCGGUGGAAGUGAUUUCCGGACAAGGACGGAGCGAGGCCUCUGAAGCAAAUUGUAGAGAUGUGGAGGAGACACGCCAGAGCGACACCCACGGUGAUAACAAAACACCCAAAAGAAAUGGUCCAAAAAAGCAGGAAAACGAAUCUGAGCAGAAUAAUUGUUUGAGUCCCGCGCCCGCUGUCGGUAAUAUUAGCGCCAGAAUUGAGGAGACAACCCCUGGAAAAUCAGAUGGAGAUCAAAGUAUUGCAGGGGACGAGAAUGAUGAUGAUGACACCAACAGUCCAGAAGAGCCAUCUGCAGACCAUACUAGUACUAGACCGAGAACUAGGAAAGCUAGAAAUGAUUUUAUUGAGGAGCGGAUUAAAGAUAUCAAAGGUGCUAUGGAGAAUCUUGCUGACGAGAACGCCAUCUUAAGCUCCGAGCCUUUAACGAAAGAAUUUCUGAACUACCCAGGUGACGUGGAAAACCCACAAAAUGAAAAGCUGGAAAACAGCAUGAAUAUCGAGUUCGAUAAAAAGCCAACUUUUGGUAUGCAAUGGAUAGGAGGCAAUAGCAAGGACUGCUACACCUAUUUGUUGCUCGACCCAAGGGUGAUCAAUGAAAUUAAGUGGGAAGACGCGACCCCAGGGAAAAAGUGGAGUACAUUUAUUAGAAGCAUCUUUUAUGUGGGAAAAGGCCAGAAUUUGAGGCCUUACGAUCACCUCCAAGAUGCCUACAAACUUCUGACGACUGCUAAAUAUGUGGAAAGUCGGAUCAAGAACGCCGGGAAAAAGAUCCAACGCAUUUUGCAAAUCUGGUCGGAAGGCGAAGGCGUCAUAAUCUUCAAGGCCUUCCAAUUGAUGAUAUCUGCAGAGGCACACACGAGGGAGGCCGUUAUUAUCAAUACCCUAGGGUUGCCGAGUUUGUGCAACAAAAAUCACGGCACGUAUUACAAUGAAAAGGUGAGAGAUUUGGAUCGAGAUCGGAAAUCAAGCUUUGGGAAAUAUCUGCUGUUACAAGCAAUGAAAGAAUACAAUCACUCAGACAAGAUUAAGAUCUUCCCGGUUAACAUGGGUUAAGUGUAUUUUAUUGUAUAUGUCUACAACUUCAAAUUUAUUAUUUUUGAUGAGGGAAAUGGCUAGACAAAAAACAUCAGGUUAUAAUUAAUUUUAGACUGCGCAUGAAAGUAAUUAUUAAACGAAUUUAUUUUUAAUGUAGGUUGAAAAUUAUAAUUAUAUCAUAUAAUAUCGCAUGGGUGCAGUGGUGUAUGCAAUAAAAAUAAUUUGUUAUUUUAUGCAAAAAUAAA